Danio aesculapii is the source of this 2037-nucleotide messenger RNA. RefSeq names its product kelch domain containing 4 (gene klhdc4). Gene Ontology annotation, molecular function: protein binding. Bases 103 to 1854 code for a protein of 583 amino acids. The record is from RefSeq and is a predicted model, not a curated record. Lineage: Eukaryota; Metazoa; Chordata; Actinopteri; Cypriniformes; Danionidae. The transcript has 12 exons.
UGGCGGAAGUGUUUGAUAGGUUUUUCUUGUAGUUCAUUUAAAUCGCCAUGUGGGUGUAAUUGUCACGCUUUUGCUCGAACUGUGCUGUUCAAAACCAUCAAAAUGGGUAAAAAGGGUAAAAAAGAAAAGAAAGUGAAAGGAGCGGAGAAAACCGCCGCCAAAAUGGAAAAGAAAGUGUCCAAAAGGUCGAAAAGAGAAGAGGAGGAUUUGGAGGCUUUAAUCGCCGAAUUUCAGUCUCUGGACGCGAAAAAGACGCAAGUGGUGGAGACUGCGUGCGCGCCUCCGUCUCCCAGGUUGAAUGCCUCACUGUGCGCCCAUCCUGAAAAAGACGAGCUCAUUUUAUUUGGAGGGGAAUUUUUCAAUGGAAAGAAAACGUUUUUGUACAAUGAAUUAUACUUCUGCAAUAUAAAGAAAAACAGCUGGGUAAAAGCAGAUGUCCCGAAUCCUCCUCCACGUCGCUGUGCUCAACAGGCAGUGGUGGUUCCCCAGGGUGGGGGACAGAUGUGGGUGUUUGGGGGUGAGUUUGCGUCCCCUGAUGGAGAGCAGUUUUAUCACUAUAAAGAUCUGUGGGUGCUUCACCUGGGGACACGCACAUGGGAGCAAAUCAAAGCUCCUGGUGCUCCGUCUGGCAGGAGUGGACAUCGUAUGGUCCUCAGCAAACGGCAGCUGCUUGUGUUCGGAGGCUUCCACGAGAGCACAAGGGAUUACAUCUAUUACAAUGAUGUUCACGCGUUUAACCUGGACACGUUCACAUGGAGUCGUCUCCAGCCUACAGGAACUGGCCCUUGUCCACGAUCAGCCUGUCAAAUGACCCCCACUCCUGACGGCAAUGGUGUCAUUAUCUACGGUGGAUACUCUAAAGCUAGAGCGAAGAAGGAUGUGGAUAAAGGAACCAUCCAUUCUGACAUGUUCCUGCUGAGGAGGGAGGGCAAAGAGGAGCAAGAGAAGUGGACGUGGACGCGAGUGAACCCUUCCGGAGUGAAGCCUCCUCCUCGGUCCGGCUUCUCUCUAGCGGUGGGCCCCGGGGGGCGAGCGCUGCUCUUCGGUGGUGUCUGUGAUGAGGAGGACGAGGAGUCUCUGGAAGGAGACUUUUUUAACGACCUUUACUUUUAUGACAUCAACAAAAACCGCUGGUUUCCUGCUCAGCUUAAGGGCAACAAGUCAGAAAAGAAAAAGAGGCGCCGUGGGAAGAAGACAGAGCAGAUGAAUGAAACUGAAGCGGAGAAAGAGGAGGCACAGGGUCCCACAGAGAUUAUUAAAGAGAUCGUUGCUGAGGAUGGAACGGUUAUGACUAUCAAGGAAGUGAUUCCAGCCACUCAGGCAGAGGAGGACAGUGAGGAUGAGGAGGAUGAAGAGGUGGAGGAGGAGGCGGCUGCUGCAGCUCUCUCGGUGGAGCCCUGUCCUCGCUCCAACGCCAUGGCAACGGUGAAGCAUGGCAAGUUGUUCUUGUACGGGGGAAUGUUUGAGGUGGGAGAUCGACAGUUCACACUCAGCGACCUCUACAGCCUAGACCUGCACAAGAUGGAGCAGUGGGACGUCCUAGUGGAGAUGGACCCCAAGACUCAGGAGUGGCUGGAAGAAUCCGAAUCAGAUGAUGAAAAAGAAGAAGAGGGCGCAAAGGGUGGUGAUGAUGAGGAAGAUGAUGAAGACGAGGAGGAAUCUGAUGAAGAGAGUGAAGAAGAUGCGGACCAUCCACCUGUAAAGGCCGGAGAAGCGCUCGCGGAUUAUCAGGCACGGACUGAGAAGUACUGGAUGGGUUUGGCUCGAGCCAACAUGGGUCCUGAUGCCAAAGAGAAGAAAGUACAAAAGGUCGGCCACGCCAUGGCCAAGGUGUUCUUUGAGGAUCAGGAAUGAGAUUAUGCAUGUGUGAGGAGAUAAUUAUAAGGUUUGUUUGUUUGUUUGUGAGAGAGAAUCCUUAUGUAUUAGUAAGCUGCGUGGGUGCAAAAGUGAGCAAAUGGAUGUGUGUUGGAGUCAUUAUGAAAAGCUAAAACGCUUUUAUCGAUAUAAUGUUUAAACAUGGCCUUACUCUUUUUCUUA